This is a messenger RNA of Drosophila elegans, 1471 nucleotides long. RefSeq names its product senecionine N-oxygenase (gene Fmo-2). The transcript is spliced from 6 exons. Lineage: Eukaryota; Metazoa; Arthropoda; Insecta; Diptera; Drosophilidae. Gene Ontology annotation, molecular function: flavin adenine dinucleotide binding; N,N-dimethylaniline monooxygenase activity; NADP binding. The record is from RefSeq and is a predicted model, not a curated record. The coding region runs from base 86 to 1378 and encodes 430 amino acids.
CUCGAGCCCCUCGGUUAGUCGUUGGUCAGUCGUUAACCAGAAGACAAGCGAUUUCGAGACCCUGCCACCAAUCGGGAAUUCGAAAAUGAUGAAAACCUCAAUGGACCAGAAGCGUCGCGUUUGCGUAAUAGGAGCUGGCACAGCCGGUCUGUGUGCCCUAAAGAACUCACUGGAAGCGGGAUUGGAUGCAGUGGCCUACGAGCGAGGAACCGAAAUCGGAGGAACCUGGAUUUUCUCGGAGGAAAUGCCCAAGGAUGAGUACGACGAGGUGCAUAGCAGUAUGUACGAGGGAUUACGAACCAAUCUGCCCAAGGAGGUCAUGGGUUAUCCGGACUACUCGUACCCCGACGACAUCGCCGAAUCCUUCAUCACCUCCAAUCAGGUGCUGCAAUUUCUGCGCUCCUAUGCGGAACACUUCAAGCUGAAGCCCCACAUCAAGCUGCAGCACGAGGUGAUAAGAGUGCGUCCUCGCUUGGACGACUGGGAGGUCUAUGUGUGGGACCACAGCACGGAUACCUGCGACCCGGUCUACUACGACUUCGUGUAUGUCUGCAACGGACACUACACCGAACCGGACAUACCGGAGGUGGAGGGAUGGGAUCUGUUCGAGGGCAAGAAGAUGCACAGCCACCUGUACCGGAAGGCAGAUAAGUUCAAGGACGAGCGUGUUCUGAUCAUUGGUGCUGGUCCCAGCGGAAUGGACAUCACCAACCACGUCCGUGUCGCCGCCAAACACGUGUUCCUGAGCCACCACCUGCCCCAGACCCCCAACACAGCUUUCAUGGGCAAUGUCACACAGAAGCCGGACGUGCAGCGUUUCACCCGGAAUGGAGCCGUAUUCACGGACGGCAGUACGGAAAGCUUCGACCACGUGAUGUUCUGCACCGGCUACAAGUACACAUUCCCCUGCCUGAGCACUGAUGUGGGUGUCCAGGUGAUAGACAACUUCGUGCAACCCCUUUGGAAGCACUGCAUCAACAUCAAUCACCCGACCAUGGCCUUUAUUGGACUGCCAUUCAACGUGAUCCCCACCCACAUCUUCGACAUGCAGGUGCGCUUCACGCUGAAGUUCUUUACGGGCCAGCGGGAGUUCCCCUCCCGCGAGGAGAUGAUCGCCGAGCUGGAACAGGAGAUCGGGGAGAGAUGGGGCUGCGGCGUUCACAACCACAAGAAAGCACAUCAGAUGGGCGAACGACAGUUUGUUUACUACAAUGAACUGGCAAGGAUCGCUGGCAUCGAAAACAUCAAACCGGUCAUCCACAAGCUAAUGAAGGACUGUGGCAAGAAGUACAUUUUUGAGUUGGAUACGUACAGAAGUAACCGCUAUACGAUCGUGGACGAUGACAACUUUUUGAAAAACGGAAAAGCUACCGCAUGACCAGUUUCUUCCUCUACUUAAACCAUAUGUUAGUCGAAUAAGAAUUUAAGUCUUACAACAAAUAACUCAAUAAACCUUCAAUAAAUUUUAAAA